AUGCCAUCGGCACCCCCAGAGGGGUUCGAAGUGGAAUUCUUGUCGUCGUCUGUCGAGUCUUCGGCGGCACCAUCGCGCUCUACGUCGCGAGGGGCGUCCCCGUCGCCAGAGGCUGCUGCUACCGAGGACAUGGAUGCGGAACACGCGCCAGCAGACGCUUCUGACGCUGGCGACGGCAAGCCCACUGUGUCGAGCGACGCUGCAGGUGAACUUGAAGGGACGAGUCCGGAGGAGAAACUCGUGCCGCUUACGUUUGCUCACGGCACGGAGCUGACGGUGUCCGCGGCGUCGAUGGCAGAGCUUGAUGAUGAGCUGACCAACUGCGCUUUGGUUCUAUUCGGCGGCAGGCUCCGUCAGCAGCCCCCGCCGCCGGGGCAGGGGGAGGCGCCUCAGCAGUGGUCGGAAGCGGUCAACUACCACCGUGCAGUCUUGCUGGGCUACGACGACGCCGGAUUUGCGUACAUGCACGCGCAGGCGUUUGCGCAGCGGGUGCCGCCGCCGCAGGGAUGGCGACUAUGCCCCCUUCCGCUACUGGUGUGUGCGGUGGCAAAGUUGGUUCACUUUUAUCGGGAUGCGGAGCCGGACGACACAACGAGCGAACAUAGCACCGCUGCCAGCGCCUCUGGCGCUGCACUGCGCUACCCGGUGCUGCCGAGUCCCGCAGGGACUGGUGCUGCUGGAGGCAGCAGUGGACUUGGGGGCGCCCAGUCGAGCCGCGAUGGCCGUACUGACGCAAUCUUAAGCUCACCUUCUUACCCGGCCUCCACGUCUGGCGAGCUGUCGCCGUCCGCGUCAUCACUCGCCUACCUGAGCCCGCCCCUGCGCUGGCGUCUGCCGAUGUGCGGCCACGCACCCUCGCUGAACUUGCAACAAGUAUUCCAAGUGCAGCCGAACCGCGUGUAUCAGCUGGCACGGCCGCCCGAGGAGGUGGUGUUUCUCGGCUUCGCAUUUGGAAUUCCGUGGAUUCGGCCGGUUGUGGUGGCUACCGCAACGACCCCUGAUGCAGCGUCGUUGCAGGUGGGGACGCGUCGCGGUGUCGUACUUCACGCAACGGACCCCUCAACUUCAUCGCCGGCAUCGCAACCGCCGGUCGGGUAUCGCUGGAAGGACACGCAUACGUGGGCGGUACCGCUCAUUGGGUGCCACGACGCAUGCGACAUACGAGGUCGUCACGGUCUGAUAGACCCGACGCCAGGUGCGACGGGGGUGCCUCCUGCUCCUUCCGUCGCCGAUGCCGAAGGAUCUGCACCUCCCUCAGCGCUGUCAUCAGUAGUUGGUGGAGCGCCGCCCGAGGAGUCGGGGCAGGAAAUGUCGCUGCGGCCCAGUGAGGCCGACGAGAAGAACAGCGGCACGUCCGCUGCUCUCUCACUGCCACCUCCGUCGCCCUCGCCGAAACCGCUCACCGCCGCUGCGCCGCUGUUUGUAAAAGAAGGCGCCCGUGUCUUCGUACCUGGCCGCUUCGGUGUAAUGCUAGAGUGCAACACCAACUCGGCGCUGAUGGAGGCGAAUUUCGGUGUCUUGCACGGCGAUCAGCUUGUACCACGCGCCCUGUCGGCUCACGCUGCCGCUGCGCAGCUCUCCGGUACACCAAAGCCAGGCAAGGCGACGACUCCUCCACUGCCGCCUGGGCCCUUCAUUGUCAUGGGGCUGUACGGCCGCAACGUGCUCGUGCUAAUAGCCGAUGGCGAGAGCCAGACUGCAGUGCAGAUUCACGUCACGCGCGGCGUCGAAGAGGUCGCGGAGGCGUUUCGAAAAGUUGCAGGGACGACACUGCCGCCGCCUGCGCUGCCGCUGGAACCACUCAGCGUGCCUGCAUCACCACCGGAGUCGACAAUGGUCGCCGAGGCUGCUGCUGCUGCUGCUGCUGCUUCUCGCUUGGUGGCCAAAGACGAAGUCUCGCAGGAGCGGCCGCAGGCACCGGAGACAGCGCGACGGGAGGACCAGGCAGGACCCGCGCCCAGUGCAGUGACUUGCAUUGCGGCCGAGGAGACUGACGCCGUCGUCGUCUCUGCAGCAGAUACUGCUGCUGCUGCUGCCGAAGCGCAGCUAGGCAAGGAUGAGGCCGUGGGCAUGCUGGGUGUGGAGGGGAUGCGUGAAGAAGUUGGCAGCGCUACACCGGUGGCCGAUGGGGAUCGCAGUGGAGGGCCGCCACCGGUCAACGAAGUGAUUCUAACGGACCUUCGCAAAGCGGAUGAGAACGCUGCACAAGCCUCCUCGAGUGUCGUCGUGGAAAUAUCGGAAGGGGCCUCGAUAUCGGCCGCUUCUGCACCGCGCGCAGGGCGAUGGUCGGAAACGGCAGCGUCCUCGGCGUCUUCGAGUUCUUUCGACUCCCAGGCUUCGCAGCAACUCCGGCAGCAGCGGCAGAGUCAGUGUGAGCAGAUCGGAGAGGGACCGGAACACCAUUCAGGUCCUUCCACAGCGAGAGCCGGCACACCAAGCACUCCCACCGAUAAAGUUGUGGUGGAGGCGGCUGAGGCGUGGCCAGCUUCUGCGGCACAGCUGCUUGAGUCUGCGGAGGAGGUGCUGGCUGUGCCCACCGUGACACUGGUCACAGACGAUGCGCCGCCGCUGAUGACCAUAUCGGCGGCCGAACAUGUCAUGACCUCCCAGAGCGGAGAGGGAGUCUUUCAGGCGGAGGCUACUGGCGUUGUCGUCGAAGCCGCAAACACCAAGACACCUGGAGAGAAAGGCGCGCCCUAUCACGACGGAGUGGUCUCUGCUGAUGCUUCGCCACACAGGCGCUCCCUGCUGCAGCUGCCUGAGAAGGACCUCAGCGCGCCAGAAGGUGGAAUGGACAAGCACCCGCAGCCGGGCAGCAGCUUUGCGGCUCAGUUUUUCUCCGAUCACACACCUAACUUGCUCCCGACCUCGUCAUCGAUGCCGCAACCAUCGCAACGGCAGCACACAGACGAGGCGCAGGAGGCGUCGCUAGGCACGGAGGUGAGCUUCAAUGAAGGUGGGGCCGACGUGCACCGUCUUCAUGCAACACAGGGGAGCGAUUGCGCAGAGCGAGUGCAGCACGUGAGAGGCGCAGACACCGACGAUAUUGCCGGGUCAGUUAUUGCGGUCCGCGCAUCAUCCCUGUUGGGGUCGAUGGAACAGCAGGGAUGGGUCAACGAGGCACCUCCCUUUCUCCACAUUGCCGUUCCAGUCAGUGAGGAGGUGGCGGUGACGACAGCGACGGCACGCUCAGCAACGGUCUUCACACCCUCCUACUCGCCGCCACCAGCGAGCCCUGCAGAGCUCCGCGCAGCACCUCGAGUUGAGGACGCACAGGCGACGUCUUACUCCACUUCAGGCCCCUCAUCAUGCGCGGCGGCUGCCGGGCUGCAGCACUACUCCACGGCGACGCCGUUUACCAACUUCCUGAAGGCGUACGCAAUCUACGUGCUCGGCACACAUGGAGUAGCAAGCGGAGGCGAGAGCAAGCAGCUGCGCAAUGACACAGCGCCGCACAUGAACGAGUGUGGGGCGAGGGCAGGGGGAGCUUCGCGGGGCGUAGUGGAGCUCGCUCCGAUACUUGACUUCUACCGUGAGCAACCGCUGGCGCGCAUCAUGGAGGCCACAGCUAUUCAGCGGCGCUGUCGUGCGGCGUGGAAUGCGAUCAUCGCAUCGACACCCGCCUCUGCUGCAGCGCAAACUGUGAGCGACGUGCAGGUGUGCAAGCUGAGGGCAUCUGCAUCGACGACUGUUUUUAAAGAACUCUGCGUUGAUGAGCUCGUGUCGCUGCUGGCUAUCGUGCAUCAUCCGUCACCGAGACAGGAUGGAUGA
Leishmania mexicana MHOM/GT/2001/U1103 is the source of this 3771-nucleotide messenger RNA. RefSeq lists its product as hypothetical. The transcript has a single exon. The coding region runs from base 1 to 3771 and encodes 1256 amino acids. The record is from RefSeq and is a predicted model, not a curated record. NCBI's taxonomy places the organism in Eukaryota, Euglenozoa, Kinetoplastea, Trypanosomatida, Trypanosomatidae.